UUAAGAAAUUCCCAGUGUUGCCAGCAGUACAUUAUUCGAGAUUGAGGUUAGGUCUUUUCUUCAUCCGGUUCCUUUCGAUUACACCGACCGUGUGGACGUCCGUGUUCAUAUGGUAGGGCCUGUGAAUUUUUCAAUAAAUUAGGAUUUAUCAUGGGUUUCGUCAAAGUAGUAAAGAACAAGCAGUACUUCAAGAGGUACCAGGUCAAAUUCAAGAGGCGUAGGGAAGGUAAAACUGAUUACUACGCCAGGAAGCGUCUUAUUGUCCAAGACAAAAACAAAUACAACACCCCCAAGUAUCGUCUUAUUGUGAGGCUCUCCAACAAAGAUAUCACAUGCCAGAUCGCUUACUCUCGUAUCGAAGGAGACAAGAUUGUGUGUGCUGCAUACAGUCAUGAACUCCCCAAAUAUGGAGUCAAAGUUGGUUUGACCAAUUAUGCCUCAGCCUACUGUACAGGUCUCCUCAUUGCCCGAAGGCUGCUGAAGAAACUUGGCCUGGACCAGUUGUACGCGGGCACGACCGAGGUGACCGGCGAGGAGUACAAUGUGGAGGCUCUGGACGAGGGUCCCGGCGCCUUCAAGUGUUUCCUGGACGUUGGUCUGAUGAAGACGUCGACCGGCGCCCGCGUGUUCGGCGCCAUGAAGGGAGCCGUCGACGGCGGUCUCAACAUCCCCCACAGCGUGAAGCGGUUCCCCGGCUUUGACGGCGAGUCGAAGAACUUCAACGCCGACGUGCACCGCAAGCACAUCUUUGGUCUGCACGUGAGCGAGUACAUGAAGGAGCUGGCCGAGAACGACGACGAGGCCUACAAGAAGCAGUUCUCGCAGUUCAUCAAGAACGGCGUUCAACCGGAGGCGAUCGAAGGUAUCUACAAGAAGGCACAUGAGGCGAUUCGCGCCGACCCAGUUCUGAAGGCGAAGGCGCGCGCCAAGCCACCUGUGAAGAGGCGCUGGAACCGCAAGAAGCUGACCCUGUCCGAGCGACGCAACACCAUCGCCCAGAAGAAGGCCGCCUUCCUCAAGAAGCUCGAGGCUGGAGACGCUGAAUCGUAAAUGUCUGUCUUUUAUAAUAUAAAAAGUUGAAAUAAAACUCUAAAAAAAUAUAA
Messenger RNA from Nilaparvata lugens (brown planthopper), 1103 nucleotides. It is a transcript of the gene RpL5, whose product is annotated as 60S ribosomal protein L5. Gene Ontology annotation, molecular function: 5S rRNA binding; structural constituent of ribosome. Gene Ontology annotation, cellular component: cytosolic large ribosomal subunit; ribosome. Lineage: Eukaryota; Metazoa; Arthropoda; Insecta; Hemiptera; Delphacidae. The transcript has 5 exons. Gene Ontology annotation, biological process: translation; ribosomal large subunit assembly. Bases 151 to 1050 code for a protein of 299 amino acids. The record is from RefSeq and is a predicted model, not a curated record.